CCUUCACCUUGAAUGUCACGUCGGUCAGUCAAAGCCGUAAGCUUUCCGGAUCACACCAUUCUCAGGACGUGUGGCGUGGACGACAGUUGACAGAUAUUUUAUCACUUAACCAAAAUCAACCGACACGAUGGCUGAAGCAAAAGGAGACUUGGCCCUGAUUGGGUUGGCCGUGAUGGGUCAGAAUCUCGUCCUCAACAUGAAUGACCAUGGAUUCACAGUGGUUGCCUUCAACCGGACUGUGUCCAAAGUGGAGGACUUCUUGGCAAAGGAAGCCAAGGGCACGAAGGUGAUCGGCGCCAAGUCACUGGAGGAGAUGGUGAAGUUGCUGAAGAAGCCACGGCGGGUUAUGAUGCUGGUCAAGGCUGGACAGGCAGUCGACGCCUUCAUCGACAAACUGGUUCCUCUGUUGGAGAAAGGGGACAUAAUCAUUGAUGGUGGCAACUCCGAAUACCGAGACUCCAAUAGGAGAGCCAAAUCCCUGGAAGAAAAGGGGCUACUUUUUGUUGGCAGUGGUGUUAGCGGUGGUGAAGAUGGUGCACGCUACGGCCCAUCCCUCAUGCCGGGAGGGUCGCCAGCAGCGUGGCCGCACAUCAAGGAUAUCUUCCAGGGUAUAUCAGCCAAGGUCGGCAAGGAGCCAUGUUGUGACUGGGUGGGCCCUGAUGGAGCUGGUCACUUCGUGAAGAUGGUGCACAACGGGAUUGAGUACGGCGACAUGCAGCUCAUCUGUGAGGCCUACCACCUCAUGAAGUCUGCUCUCGGCCUGUCACACCCGGAAAUGGCAGAUGUACUUGAUGACUGGAACAAGGGAGAGCUAAAAUCCUUCUUAAUUGAGAUCACGAGGGACAUCAUGAAGUUCAAGGACGACAAGGGAGACUACCUUGUAGAGAAAAUAAGAGACUCAGCAGGCCAGAAAGGCACAGGGAAAUGGACGGCCAUUUCAUCUCUGGAGUAUGGAGUUCCUGUCACACUUAUAGGUGAGGCUGUGUUCGCGCGCUGCCUGUCAUCGCUAAAAGCGGAGCGCGAGCAGGCCAGCAAGCAGAUCUCAGGCCCCAAGAGCAGCACCUACACUGGGGACAAGAAGAAGUUCAUCGAUGACAUCAAACAGGCGCUGUACGCCAGCAAGAUCGUGUCCUACGCCCAGGGAUUUAUGUUGAUGCGGGAGACAGCCAAGGAACUGAAUUGGAAACUUAACUUUGGUGCAGUGGCACUAAUGUGGAGAGGAGGCUGCAUUAUCAGAAGCGUGUUCCUUGGCAACAUCAAACAGGCAUUUGACAAGAACCCAGAGCUGAGUAAUCUCCUCUUGGACGACUUCUUCAAGAAAGCGAUUCAGAAUUGUCAGGAUGCCUGGAGACGAGUGGUGUCGACAGCAGUGUUGCUCGGAAUCCCGACACCGGCCUUCAGCACAGCUCUAGCGUUCUUCGAUGGGUACCGCAGUGCCAGACUGCCAGCCAACCUCAUCCAGGCACAGAGAGAUUAUUUCGGAGCCCACACGUACGAGCUUCUGGACAAGCCCGGCACCUUUGUUCACACCAACUGGACUGGCCAUGGAGGGAGUGUUUCUUCAUCCACAUACGACGCUUGAUACGACAAAACCACAGACCGCUCAACAUUUGCAACCCAAUCACACUUUUCUGUAUAUUAUUUUUACCUGAUGAAGAACAACUGAUCGUAUUUCCAGAAAUCAUUCUUCUUUAGGCUUAUUAUAAAUGGCAUUGGAUGCGAAAAACAUACACUGAACUGUUUUCUGAGUGAUAUUGUUUAAUAUUGACUAAUAUUAUUAAAAUAUUAUGAAUGAUGUGUUGA
This is a messenger RNA of Haliotis rufescens (red abalone), 1803 nucleotides long. Its product is annotated as 6-phosphogluconate dehydrogenase, decarboxylating-like. Lineage: Eukaryota; Metazoa; Mollusca; Gastropoda; Lepetellida; Haliotidae. The record is from RefSeq and is a predicted model, not a curated record. Gene Ontology annotation, molecular function: phosphogluconate dehydrogenase (decarboxylating) activity; NADP binding. Gene Ontology annotation, biological process: pentose-phosphate shunt, oxidative branch; pentose-phosphate shunt. Gene Ontology annotation, cellular component: cytosol. The transcript is spliced from 14 exons. Bases 128 to 1582 code for a protein of 484 amino acids.